Molecule: messenger RNA, 504 nt
Organism: Rhodofomes roseus
Lineage: Eukaryota; Fungi; Basidiomycota; Agaricomycetes; Polyporales; Fomitopsidaceae
Product: cyclophilin-like protein
Exons: 6
Biological process (GO): protein peptidyl-prolyl isomerization
Cellular component (GO): catalytic step 2 spliceosome
Molecular function (GO): peptidyl-prolyl cis-trans isomerase activity
Source: RefSeq, a predicted model, not a curated record
CAGUCAGUCACUCUCCAUACCUCGCUCGGCGACAUCAAGAUCGAGGUCUUCUGCGAGGCGGUGCCCAAGACAGCUGAGAACUUCUUAGCAUUGUGCGCCUGGGACUACUAUGACGGCUGCAUCUGGCACCGCAACAUCAAGGGCUUCAUGAUCCAGACGGGCGAUCCCUCUGGCUCGGGCAAGGGGGGCCAGAGCAUCUACGGUGCCCCCUUUGCGGAUGAGAUUCGUUCCACGCUCAAGUUCAACAACCGUGGAAUCGUCGCUAUGGCGAAUGCAGGCCCGGACUCGAACAAGUCCCAGUUCUUCAUAACCUACGCAAAGCAGCCCCACCUGGAUGGGAAGUACACUAUUUUUGGCAAGGUUAUUGACGGAGCGGACACUACGCUCGAUGCCAUGGAGCGCGCCCCGGUCAAUGCGAAGAAUCGUCCUCUGACAGAGAUCAAAUUGCACAACGUGACGAUUCACGCAAAUCCCAUCGCUGAUGCAAAGCUGGCUGGCCGGUAG